AUGUCCUAUCUUCAUAAAAAGAGGAGCAAACAAAUACGCAACACUAAAUACUGUCUUUUUGUUUGUUUGUUUUUCAGGCUAGCACUGUAUGUGUAUGAAUAUCUGCUCCAUGUAGGAGCACAGAAAUCAGCCCAGACAUUUUUAUCAGAGAUAAGAUGGGAAAAAAACAUCACACUGGGGGAGCCCCCAGGAUUCUUGCACUCCUGGUGGUGUGUAUUUUGGGAUCUCUACUGUGCAGCUCCAGAAAGACGAGAAACAUGUGAACAUUCAAGUGAAGCAAAAGCCUUUCAUGACUAUAGUGCUGCAGCAGCUCCCAGUCCAGUGCUAGGAAACAUUCCCCCAGGAGAUGGCAUGCCAGUAGGUCCUGUACCACCGGGUUUUUUUCAGCCUUUCAUGUCCCCUCGGUACCCUGGAGGUCCAAGGCCACCUUUAAGAAUACCCAACCAGGCACUCGGAGGUGUCCCAGGAAGUCAGCCAUUAUUGCCUAGCGGGAUGGACCCAACACGGCAGCAAGGGCAUCCAAACAUGGGUGGACCUAUGCAGAGAAUGACUCCUCCAAGAGGAAUGGUUCCUUUAGGACCACAGAACUAUGGAGGUGCAAUGAGACCCCCACUGAAUGCUUUAGGUGGCCCGGGGAUGCCUGGAAUGAACAUGGGCCCAGGGGGUGGUAGACCUUGGCCAAACCCAACCAAUGCCAAUUCUAUACCUUAUUCUUCAGCAUCUCCUGGGAAUUAUGUAGGUCCUCCGGGAGGUGGAGGGCCACCAGGAACACCCAUCAUGCCUAGUCCAGCAGAUUCAACCAACUCUGGAGACAACAUGUACACUUUAAUGAAUGCAGUACCACCUGGACCCAACAGGCCUAAUUUUCCAAUGGGGCCAGGGUCAGAUGGACCUAUGAGUGGACUGGGUGGAAUGGAUUCACAUCAUAUGAAUGGAUCAUUAGGCUCAGGAGACAUGGACAGUAUUUCCAAAAACUCUCCGAGUAAUAUGAGCAUGAGUAAUCAGCCUGGCACUCCCAGAGAUGACGGUGAGAUGGGUGGAAACUUCCUAAACCCUUUUCAGAGUGAGAGCUACUCCCCUAGCAUGACAAUGAGUGUGUGAUCCGUUAACAAGUCUCGUCCUGAAGACCACAGUGAGUUGGCCCUCUUCAGAGAGCUACUACAGAAGAAAAUAAUUCAUCCCAGUGUACAGUCUUAACAAAAGGAUCUCAGACACAAUCAGACCCACCAUUUUUUUUCCUACCAUCUCCCCUGUUUUUUCAAGAAAGUGGGUCCCAAACAUGAUUGAGACAACUGAGUGGCAUAACAGAUCUGCCCAUGAUGGAACUGCAAUUAUCUGUGUAUGUACAUGCAAGGGUAAAUGUAUAUGUAUGUGUGUGUGGCACAGAAAUACACACAUACAUAUAUAGCCCUGCAGGACAUUGUAAAAUAUUAUCACAUGACAUCUUAAGUAGAAAUGAAAAGUAGGGACUUAUAUUCCAUCUUUUUUUUUUUUUCACGUUUACAUUCUAAUUAUUAAAAUUUGCUUGCCCUCUCCCCUCCUGAACUGUUUUACGUUGCAUAUAUCAUUGCUUUAUAAGUUAUUUUUUAUGGUGAACUCAUUUGAUAAAUUCUGAUUUUGUAAAUGUCUGCCAUUAUGGAUAGGAAUAAAAUUGCUUAUAAGAGCUUUCAUUAACUUGUGUUUGAUACCAGUUACAUACCCUGUGAAUCACAAACUGUGUUGUCUCAAGAAAUAGAAGAAAGCUCAUUUUACUUUUGUGGAGAAAUUUAAUAAUUUUCACCUAAUUUGGUGAUUUUUUUAAUACUUUGCCUUUAAAAAAAAAAAGAAGCACUGAAGGUUAUUUUUCUUCCUUAAUUGAAGCCUAAUAUCUGCAAUAUCUAUUUUGAAAUGGAAGCCUGAAUUUGAUACAAGCUUCGCAGUGUAUUUAGAGUACUAUAAAGUUACUGUAUGUGAGCUCCAAUUGCUAUAGAAUCUAGCAAUAAAGUGUCAGGGCUUAUUCUGCCUUUGGGAAUGGAUUUUCUAUUUAGCACGAUCCUCCAUAGGGGUGGUGGCUAGUGGAAAUAUAGUAGAGUCCUUAUUAAUGAAACCUGUUCUAACAAUUUAUGUUUACGUUUCCCCUUUUCAGUGAUUCUCAACUGAAUUGUAACAAUCCAUGGUCUUGAUGACACAAUCUUCCAAGCCCAUUGAGAAAAUCAGGUCACUCUGGUACAUGAAUUCACCCCCCAAACCUUUCAGUAAGCAGCCAUUUUUGUGAAACAAAAUGAGGGAGUAAAUUUUUUAUGACUACUCUGUCUUGUGAGGGUCUUACCUGUUGCCAUGAACAGAAGAGGAACAAAGGUCUGGGGUAUUUUAUGAGGUCAGCAUAUUAGAUGUGAAAGCUGGGGAUAUAAUGGAGAAAAGAUGUGUGGUCUUUAAGGAAGAGCUUCUGGGAAUAGGCCCAUGUCUCUUUAGGCAAAGCUCUAAAACCAAGAUUGCAGUAAAUUUAGUUCCUAGUGACCUCCAGAUCCCCCAAGAAAAUGGAAGUUUUCAGUUGUGUAGUGGUUAAAAUGUUGAUGACCAGCAAUGUGAACACAAAGUGGCUGCACUAAAAUUUAUGCCACAGACAAAAACCAAAGUCCACUUUGGACUUUGCAGAUGGAAGAGCCACUUAAUAGGAGGAGCACUUCUGGACAGACUGUGUCCAUGCAGUCUUGUAAGGGGAUAUUUUUUCAUAAAUUUGUGCUGAAGAAUUGUAUGUAGUAUGCUCAUUGUGAUGGCAGAUGCACAUAAAGAAUACCAGAAUCUCAUAACACAUUUUUAUUUUUAUAUAUGUUAUAUAUAUGUGAAAAUAAAAACGUAUACAUAUGCUACUCUCUUGUUAGGGCUGUUAAGGAUGAAGCUCUCGGAGGCUUAAAAUUAUGUUAAAAUAUCAAAGGUUUUCGUGGCGUUAUUUUUUAGUAAUAAUAGCUACUUUAUUAGCUGUAAUCUUGAACUAGAUUGUCAUUAUAUUGUUUUGUGGACUUUAUUCCCAGUGAUUAUGAAGGUUGAAUUAAUUUGCUUCUCUUAGGAAAACAUUUUGUUGCUGUCUAAAAAGGUGCCAGAAUCCCCUAUUGAAAAAAACAUAAAGCAAGAUCUAAUUUCUUGAGAUCCUUCACCUUUGUCACUAAUAAGUUUCCCUGGUUAUGUCCACAGAGCAGCCCAGCUUCUCCCAGAAAUAGUGCAAAGUCCAGGCACCCUUGCAGCUUGUAGUUGACAUCUGUAUUAUCCUUGUUAGUAGCCUUCCAAGAGCGAUUCUAGGACUCUCUUUCUGCCCAGUUUUAGGCACAUGAUGUCAUUGCUGCUGGAUUAAGGUAGAUGAAUAUAUCUGGACAUCACAUGCCAAAACCCUUUCAUGCAGCAGGUAAGUAUGCCCUUGAGUGAGCUUGUGACCUGAGUCCAUCUGGGGUCUGCUGGGUGCCUUGGAGGGAGCCCCUGCAAACCAUCACUGAGAUUGCAAGACAGUGCAUGUUGCCACCAGAGCUUCUUGCACUGGCAAAAUUGAACAGAACUGUGGCUUUGUAUUAAUCCAAACUCCUUUUUUAUUUUUGCUCCUGAAUUUGGCAUUAUCUUCAAUAGUUUAACUUAUUGUCACCUGUUAAGGAUAAAAGUCUGACCAUUAAAUUAAAUCUAUGCAUAAAGCAGUACCCUUUAAAUGGAACUGCGAGCACAUGUUGAAUAUUGUUAUCAAAAUAAUGUUGUCCUAUUGUAUAUGCAUGAGCAUAACAUCCUUUCAGACACAUAUUUUUUCUUCUGUUCUUUUGAACAGAAGUUCUUUUGAACCUCCUUUCUCUGCAGUUUUUCUUGUUGCCAGCAAAUCUUUGUUUCCCCUUUACAUUUCAUUUCCCAGACAUUUGUGUUAAAUUAAACAUUGUUGCAUCAAUCCUGCAACAUUAAUGUCAGCAAAUACACUGUUGGUUUCAAAAGGAACAGAACUGGGCUGUGCUUCUGGUAACCUUUAACUCUGUGCCCUGAUACUUCAAGUUACUAGGUAUGUCAGCCCUUCUCAUAACUAUAGUCCCACAGAUGAGUGGGACAGAAGAUGUGCAAGCUUGCAAAAACGUAGAUUUGGGACAUUUGAUUGAAUAAUUGGUGAAUAUCUUGUUAUUAGAAUUUUAAUCAGACAUAAAGUAGCCUAAUCGUCUUCCUUUUUUAAGAAAUGCUUGCAUUCUGUGCUUUACGUACAUGAGUGAAGUUGUAAAUAACUCAUUGCUCAUUGCUAAGAUCAGGUGAUUAUAACCAUUCUGGAACUGAACCUGUAGAAAACAACAGUAUAUGCUAAAAGCUCAACUUAUAAAUUACAAGUAUCCCACUAUUUUUUAAAUUUGCACAGAGAUUUUUCUUGGUCAUUUGUUUUCUUUCUUUUGCUUAUGAUCCUUGUAGGAUUUUCAUCAUAUAAAGGAGUAUUAAUAUGGUAAGAAAGAUUAUUUCCAAGCACUGACUUACUACGCCCAUUUAUGUUUCUAAUGCACUAAAUAUCAAUGUGUAAUGUAACUGCUGUUUUUAUCUCUCCUUAUGCAACAGCAUUGUUGAUUAUGUCAGAACUUGUCCAGCUCUGGGAGAAAUACUGUUCUCAGUGAUGCCAGGUAGUUUUUCCACACUGUGUUUUUAGAUAGAUUUCUUGCUUUCAUAUAGAAACAAAUAGAUAACAAUUUAGCAGAUGGAUCUUUCAGGCAAGGUCAAAGUAAGGCUUUUUUGGGGGAGUUGGACUUGAUGAUCUCUAGAGUUCCCUUCCAACCCCUACAAUUCUGUGAUUCUGUGAUUUUUAAGAACAAGUGAUGAAAUCUUAGAACUGUAGAAAGAUGGAAAUAAUUCCUUGGAACUACAGAAAUAGGGUCUCUCUUACCAUCAGAACACUGGCAAAAAUUCUGGCCUUGUAGAAUUCAGCUGGAGCUGGGAUUCGUUUUUUCAUUUCACAGUGAAAUCAGUACUUUACCUUCUGCAUAAAUAGGAGCUUCCAUACCCAGAUUUUAUCUCUAUGUCUGAGUCUUGCAUAGACAGGAAUGGGGUUUAAGGCAAGGAAGAAGCUGUAUGAAUCACUAGUAAAACAUGUAGCCUGAUGUAAACAAGUACCAUGUAUUUGCAUGCAUGGGUUGCAUUGCUUCUUAAUUGCCUAAGCACAAGGAAGAGCUGCAGUUGCACUUGAUGUUUUGGGAGUUGGUGCAUGCAAAAGACAGCAAUAAUGGUGAGCCAGGCCUUUGACACUCUUUAGGCUGCCCAAAUGUGCCCUAGGUUGCCUUGGGAUGACAGGCAUCUGAAUGACAGGCAAGUUCCAGAAGCCAGGCCACCCAUGUAUCACCUCCUCAGGGAGAGUACUGACCACCAGGAUGACUGGCUCACUCCCCUCUUGAAUCUGCAGAGCACAAUGCCCCACCUCACAUCUCAUGUCCUCUGGAGGCAUUCAGCCCUUGUUCUCCCUGUAAAACACGAGGAGAGAGAUACAGGCUAAUCAUUUAUUUUAAAUAAGUGAAAAUAGGAAGAAGGGAAUAGAGCCUUGUCUCUGGAGAGCAAUUCAGAAUUGCUGCACUGGGGCAGCUUCGUGAACUGGCCAAAAAUCAUUUGAAUUUUCCCUUGUUCUGUGGUUAGCAAAUGAAAUACUGCAUUUAAAGAGGAUUUGGAAUUAGAUGGGAAAUGUAAUGAGAGACCAGCUGUUACAGUAUUCAGUGCUGAACAUUCUACUUUACUAGUUAAAAUGAAUUUUCAGUUGAUAAAUGUUGCAGUGAUUUCUCCUUCUCAGAUCAGUUAAUUAUUUUUAAGCAUUAUCUCCUGUUCUUAGUCAUCUCUGAUCCAGCGUUGUUGUUGGUAAAUAUGGACUGAGUCUCCAGAAUUUGACCAUAUAUGUUUGCAUUUGCAGAAUAUAAAAGAGGGUUGAAAGAUAUUAAAAACAAAACAAAACAAAACAAACAAACAGAAAAAACCUGGUAAUUUUUUUUCUUUAUUUCACAGUGAGUGAGUAUAGAACCACAGCUUCUGUCCCAAAUGUGCUUGGGUUUGGUUAGGCCUUCAGGAAGGGAAUCCUAGCAAAGCACAUCUGUUAAAUUAAAACCCCCCAAAACUGUUUCAACAGUGACAGCUCAUUUUUCUUUAAACUGAUCACACUAAAGAUCUAAUUCAGGAUGUAAUGACACACAACAUCUAUAAAAAUUGAGUACACUCAAAUGUAAAUGACUUCGAUUUAAAUUUCAGUGUGUGCAGCUCCCUCUGCUUUCCAGACACUAUUGGCUCCAUCCUAUAAGCUGCUGUUUGUGCCAGUUGUCCUGCUGAAACUUUGAUGAAACCACUCAAAUAGCAUCAUUUUUCUUGUAGGAUUUUACCCUGACCUUGGUGAAAUGUAGAAUUUGUCUGAGGUGUGACAUUAUUAUAUAUUGAGAAAAAUACAAAGGUUCUACUGAAAUUACCAAAUUGUUGUUUCAAUGUGAAAAACAGAGGAAAAAAUCCUUAGCUAAAUUACUGAUUUGAGUACAUGCAUGCAAGUUGUUUGCCAGCACUGUCAUCUUGGAAACAAAUGACAGUAACAAAUUUAGGGAAGAUAAAUGGACUGUCUACUCAACAAUUGAAAUUCUGAUCCUGCAAACACACGCACAUUUGUUUGAAAUAAAGCCUACACAUGCUUAAUUUUAAGCAGAUUUAACAAUACAAAUAAUAUCCUUCAGAAGAGUGAGACUGCUGAAAUGCCAAAUCCAUGCUGAGCGUGGACAGUCUAGAAGUCUUCCCCAAGCCAACAUUUAAUCUCAUUUUACUGAUUUUGCUGGUGCAUGAACACAUUUAUGUGCCGAUAGUACUAAUAUGUGGAACAGAUAUGGCUUUCUUCUGUUUCUUAUUUUAUUUAAUAGAGCAUUGUUCACUACUAUAUUAAACGUUUUUGUGAACUUGUCCUUUCAUUUUGCUUCCAGUCAUGCAGCCAUAGUUUCCCUCAACACAGCUAACAGCUUUGCAGUUUUAGUCUGAACUUCUCUUUGGUCACUGUUCUUCAUCUGAGCCUAAAAUAUGUAAGAAAGCCUCUCAUGUAAUGGGAAAACUUGCCAUAAAAAUGUGUAAGGGUUUUCUCGGGUACAUGUUUUCACGUUUAAUAAAAAGACAAUUUUCAGUUAUGAUUUGAAAUGGUCACUUUCUAGCCACUAUUUAAUAUCUAUGUGCAAAAGAAGUCAAGAAAACAAAUGACUUUUUUUUUCUUCAUUUGAAUUCAGCAUGAUAAAUACUUAUUGAAAGACACGUUUUUGGGAAGCCAGACCAAACCAAAAUUUACUGCCUAGCUGCUAUAAAUAAUACAGGCCUUCACGCUGCAUUCUCCUUCCAUAUCCCUAAGAGCACGUUGCCUCACAUCCAAUGCACACGGCUCAUCGGGCCUGUGUGGGGCCUGGCCAUGGAGGACUGGGUGGCAAAUGGCCUUCAUAUCCAGCUUCACCUCUCCAAGGGAACUGCUGCAUUGUGCCUGGCAGCUAGGCCUGUGGGAUCCUUGGGAUUUUGCAGGGCUGGAGCAAGAGGCUUGGUUUUUCCAAGAGAAGGUUCUGGGAGGUUGGGACUAGUUUUUGGAAUCAGUGCAGAAGGUGUUUUUUGUUUUGUUUUGCUUUGUUUUUGUUUGUUUGUUUGAUUGAUUGAUACACACAUUUCCUCAGUACCUUGGGUAUGUUAGGAACUAGAUCAUACAGUUUGGAAGUCUGGUUUGUUACAGAAGUAUGUACAGCUCUUCAGGGUAGGAGGGAGUUAUAACAACACCCAUGGCCAAACCUAUGUUUGUCCCCAUAGAGUGAAAUCGUCAGCAGUCCCUUCUGAUGUGAAUAGUUGUUAGUACAGAACUUUGCUCCUUACCACAAGGAGCCAACUCAUCCUCUGGAUGAACUGGAGGUUUGUAGGCUUUAUUUCUGUUGUUUUAUCAUCAUGCUUUCUUCCCUCCCAUUUGGAUUUUUCCAUUAAACGUACUCUGCCAGAUGUUUGCACAAAAACAAGAACAAUUUGCCCAAUAAACACAGAAAGUUGCUCACAUCCAUAAUGAGAGUCCCACUAUUGAACAUUUAUUUCAUUACAAACAUUGUGGCUGUGCAAGAUCCCGAGAGCUGUUAGUGUUCAGCAUUAGAAAAGUUAGCUUCUUUCAGGCUUAUUAUGCAUUAGGCAAGAUGACUUCCAGCAAUGACAUAAAAUAGCUUGAAACAGAAGUUGAUAUUUGCUGUGCAGAAUAGAGGAAAAAUAAAAUCCAAACAGAGCCUACAUGACUGAAAUAGGAUAUUACUAAAGCUGUAAUUUCUAGGAGAAUUUGAAAAGUACGUUAGCUGGCAAUAAGCUUUCAUUUACACUGACAUUAAAAGUUAAGGAAAAGAAAGCAAGUUCCUAAAUGAAAUAAGGAGAGGGAGAAGUGGCAUGGGGACAGUGCGAGCUGGAAGUUUCUGCUGAGAAUCAAGUAACUUUCUGAGGGGAGGAGACAAAAGGAAGGCAUACAAGGAGCCCUUUUAGUUCUGAAGUGGCUGUCUGAGAAGUGUAUAUCAGCAUGCCCUAUAUGUUUAAUGACCAACUGUGAAGCCUUUUUUUGUGGCAAGUAUCCCCUUCCAAGAAUGUUGUAGAACAUCUGAUUUGUGCAUGUUUGCCUAAAACAACAACAACAAAAAACAACACUAAAACAGCUUUUUAUGGAUUGCCAUACAUGCAGCUGGAAAACACUUAUUUCUGGUGGGGAGAGGAGGAAGAUUUAAUUGCAUAUUUUAUGGAAUUACUUAAAGCAUUGGUAAACUGUUGUCAACUUUGUUCACACUGCGCACAUAUUCUUAGUAGCCAGCUGAUGGCAUUAUUACCUCAGCAGCCCUUGGUCUGUAAACUCCUGUAGGUUCUGUGCAAGAAACCUUGUUGCUAUUGCUUAAUACUAUAAAUUCCUGCCCUGAAGCAAGAGGUGGCUUUGAUUGUGCAGCCAUGUGUACUGUGUACUACAACAGUACCUGUUCUGUCAUCAAAACUUGCUGUUCACGUCUAGGUAAACCUUUGUUAAGCACGCUUAGUGGUUUCAGGACUUAUUUCAGACAGCAGGAUACAUAAGCUGCUAGCAGAACCAUUAAAUCAAACACACCCUAAGAGAAUCUGGCCCAGUUUGCAGCCUGGGUGAGGGCCUGGGACCAAGUGCAUCUCGCAACCAGCAUCUCGCAACGCCAAGUUGGCUGUGUGUGCAAGCUGCGGCUGGGAAUCUGACCCUGUGGGCAGCACACACCAGGUUCUCACCUGGUAUAUCAAAGCCUCUGCAGUGGUGCCAGGACAGAAACCCAGAACUGGCAGUUGCAGUCAGGGAAUGCUCUCUGUGCCCUUGUCACCAGCUAUCACUGGCUUUACAUAAGGCAGUCUUUUAAGGAUAAUUUAAUUCUUUGUUUACUGAGAAAGAAAAACAACUCAAUUCUGUAUUUUUUAAUUGGCAUUUUAUGAUGCACAGCAAAGACAUGAGACAUAUACACUUUCUUUGCUGGUUUCCGACAUCAGAAACUCAAAUGCUGUCUUGAUGGAAAGGCUUCGAUGUGAUGGGGAAAAAAUGAAAAGCUGCAAUGCAACCUGAGAAGGUUGAGGGGGAUUCCUAGUCAUUUAUUUUUUAGUUUAAGUGACUAGGAUGACCUUUUGAAUAAAGGCCGUCUUUGUUAGUGACUUUACACCUUCACCCAUUCAUGUAACACUCUUGUUCCUCUCACCUCCAAGCCCAUCUGUAGAUAAAGUCCUUGUGUUUCUAAGGCCAAAAUUCUUUUAAGGUCAAAAAAUAGAGAACAGGGCAUAAUCCCAGUUAAUGAAAACUGCUUGCUGGCCACAUAUAAACAACUAGGCAGGUAUGUUUUUGACAAAGAUUGACUUUCAAUAUCACAAGUGAAACUAACAUUGAAACUCCAGUCUCUACAAAUAAAGAAAACCAUAGAAAUUUUCCAGGUCAGCUGGAAUUAAAUUUGUCAAUCUAAAUAUAGAUAUAGAAAAUACAUACAAAACACGAUGCUGCCUCUGACCUUAAGCAUUAAUACUGGUUGUAUCUGGGGUCUCACAGAUUUUGUCAGUGCAGCUGUAUUUCUCCUCAGUGAGUGCUUGACUUCCAUUACUGACAGUUACAGCAAAGAGCUAAUCCGUGGCAUACCGAAAGAGUUUGAAAGCAUGGCAAUACAAAAUUCCCUCCGCAUUGUAAAUAUGCAGAUGUGUGUAUGUUGCAUUAGGGCAAGUAGAAACUCCAGCUGCAAACUUCUUUAGAACUUGCGUGUGACUUUUGAAGGCAGUCUCUUGGACCACUUCAAAUGGGCAGCAGGCUGUGCCAAUGAGAGGUCCAACAAGCUGCUUGACAGUGGUACCUUUCCAAAUGGUUAAAGGUCUUGCUUAGGGGAAUCAUAACUAGUCCAGCUGCAGCCCUUAGAAGCAGUUACACCACACAUACAUCUUAAUUUGAAGCUUAUUGAAUGUGUCAGAAAACAGACCUGCACCUGAAGGGCUCCCUUCAUUAACAGUACUUUUUGAACAAAAUGUCCAGCUGUUUUCCACAGCUGUUAAGCUGCUGAGAGGUUUGGUGGAGUUAGUUCUGUGGUACCUAGAGACAACAACCUGUGCCUGUGUGCAGAGAUCCUUCUCACAGGAGGUGCCUCUGGCAGCCAGGCUGGUACGUCUUUGGGAAUCCCUGGUGUCCCAAGAAGCCUGUUUAAGAACCAAACAUGGGAAACAAGGUCACAAAUCAAGCUUCACUGCAUUAUCUUUAACUACAAAGUGAUGGAGUGCACGGUCCCUGACCACAAGGCAUGUCUGGGUUGGAGCCUCAGACAGUGCUCUUGCAGACUUGUGUUUGGUGAUGGUAAUUUGAUACCACCACACCAGACUUGGUUUGUUUCCACACUGGUCUGAUUCAACCUACCCUAAAUUCAGCCGCCUAAAAAUUACCAGUCUUAAGUUUCCACCUUGAGUCACAGGAAGGGCAGAAGCAGAGAUGCCUCUGGAAGACUGUAUGAUGGCAUCCAUUGCCCUCUCCUGUGAUAAAUCCUUAUUGCUUUUAAGACCAUGCAGAUGGGUUUAACACUUAGCUUCACAUCCCUUGAAUGGGCUGAAAUGGGAAAGAAUAACAGCUCCUGAGAAUCUGAAUCCAUGUGGCUUCCAGAUGAGUUUUUGAAUCCUUCAGUCUCAAACAUGUGAUUUCUGCCCCAUAGUUUGCUGUUGUCUCCUUCUGUACUUCUUUUUUUUAUAUAUAUAUGUAUAUAUAUAUAAGCAGGGGUAACUUGAAUUAGCUUGUUAAACAUUUCUGGAAGGUUUAUCCCUGCCCUCCUUUAUUUGUUAAAUGGGCUCUCUCAUUCUUUGUCUGCACUGAUUCAUUCAUUUAAAGCAACAUAUGAAGAAACCAUUGCAUAGAUGAAUCAACACCAGCAAUAGCAUAUGCUGCUUUUAAAUUCAGCUGUGAGGUUGUAACUAAGAUAUUAAUGUAUAUACUUUCUAGGGAUGACUAGAUUCCUUUCCUAAGAGCUUUCAGGAAUGAAUCUAGAAGCUCCUAAUUUAGGAUUGUGAAAAUUCAGGUAGUAAUGGCAGUAUAUGGGGAUUUUUUGUACGCUUUCUGUAAAUGUAUAUAAUUUCAUAUGCUGGUUUGGAGAUAAGGAAAGUACCCAGUUUCAGAUAGACCAGAUUUUUGCAGACAGCAUUACUGUCUGGGUUAGCAAAGCCCAUCUAGGUUCCACCUCAGGCUUGCACCAUACACCUACCUUAAUUGUCACCCAACUUGGUAUCUGUCUUCCUUCAUUCACCAUGGGUACCAAGUCAAAACAAUCAUACCACUUCUUGUUGCAAGCUGAGGAACAGCUGAGGUUUAAAAAUAUGAAUGUUGCAACUUGCGCCUUUUCACCUUCAUGGAGUGUCCACAUUGUCUCAGCUGAGCCUCCAAAGACCGGCUGCCUCCAAAGUUGCCAUAUAAUUUCAUCACACAAACAUAGGUGUAAUUUAUUUUUAAUAUUUUAAUGAGUCUAACAGCAGCGGUAUUAGUAUGUUUGCUGUAUUUUCAGAGUUGUGGGCCAUUCGGUGUUGAAAAUGAUAAGCAUCUUGUGUAGCUAUGAAUAGAAAAACUGAGAAAUGCUUCUUAUGAUAUGCUAGUACAAUCCCUGCUCUGCUGUUUGGUAUUUUAAGUGCUGAACUGAACCAAAAUACUAUCUUCGAGAAUUACCCUAGACUCAUCCCUCCAUGAUUUUUCUGUUCCUGCUUCUGGGUCCUUAGUGAAUUCUGGGCCGACAGUAAAGCAGUGGCAGAAGUAACUGUGGUAGCCACUUGUGGACAACUUUUCAGAUGCAUACAGCCAUUCUGUCUGUUGCCUGAUACUUUUGCAUUUUUCUCAGUGGAUCACCAUAUUCUUGAACAUCUUGAUGGGUUUUGUCAGCCAUGGAGGAGAUGUGGACAAGAUUAGCACCCGGGAAGUGUUGAAAUGUAGCGAAUAAUGAGCUAUCUUCUCCAGCAAGCAUUUAUUUUUAGUGCUUAACUUUCAAUUAAUGUUUAUAUUUUCAGUUAUAUUUUAUCAUUCAGUAUCUUGAGGUGGUUUGAGCAAAAUAUAUGAAUAUAUAUAAUUUACAAGAAAUAUAGGCUUGUAUUGUGCCUUUGUAAUUCUCUUCAGCUUCAGUAUCUAUAAGCUACGAGCGGACAAACCUUUGGGGUAUUCUUUACUACAUAGUAGCUGAUGGCUUCAUUAAUACUGGCUAUUUGAGUCUUCUGGGUCUAAUGUUUAUGUUUUCCCAGGUGAAAACGCCAUAGUGUUCUCCACCAGACAUAAGCACAAUGACAUAUCACUGCAGUGCAUGCUGUCUCUUAGCUUCUCUCUACAUGUGCUUGCAUGUUGAAAAUUUAGAAAUGCUGCUGUAUAAAUUGCUACCUUGUUUACCCAAUACAGGUGUUUUCCUGCAUCCCUUGUUUGCUUGAAACUCUUAUUAACACAAAAGUUAUCAUUGGCUUGAAAGAGAGUUGUGGAUGCACAAAGGAUGCAGGGAGCAACUCUUCAGUAGUUUACAGGCUGCUGUGCAUUAAUGUCUUCUCAGCAAAGAAAUGUAGCAUUAGCAGUGACUUCCUAGUGAAAACACUGAGCGUGCUUAUCACUUAAGACUUUAGGAAAAAGCGUCAGACUGUGUAAUUGUAUCUCAUCUAACUUAGACACCUAACCAGUAACAUUUGAUGAGGCGUGAGCCUCACAUUUAACUAUGUUUGAUCAUGACUUACCAACCAAUGCAGAACUGAAAGGUGAACAGCCAUGUUUUAGUAUCACAGCUACACAAGAAAUCACGAGUUUUCAUGAGGUUCUGUUCUGAUUUUGUUUCCUUAUCUCUAAAGCAUUUUCACUGUGGAAGUAUUUUUCCAUCCAGUUACCUGAGGCUUCCUUUCACCAACCAAAACAGUCUGUAGCCUUCUACACUGUGAAAGGCAAGCUCUGUGGAGAAACAUGGGCUUUCCGCUUGCCCAGCAAAUUCGAAGAAAUUUCAUCCAAGCCAUAAAAGCCUUUUAUGUUAUUCUGUGUUUGUGUAAUCAAAGCAAUUCAGGAUAGGAGCCUCGGUAAUGAAGAGGUCUCUCUGUCCUCUGUUUUACUCUCUCUCUGUAAUUUGUAGGGAUUUAAGAGUUAUUUUCUCAAGGCUCAGCUGUGUCUCUCUAAACCAGCGCAGUCUACGCAUCAUGUGAGAUUCAACUUAAUGGGGAUAGCAUUUGAACGUUUAAGAUUUACUUUUCAUAGCAUGGAGUAAUGUAUGUCCCUAGGGACAUGGACUCUUGCAAACAAGUCUGAUACCAAGGAUAAAAAAUCAAGAUGGUACCAGUACAUCAGACUCUGUACUACAGUGGGUUUUUUAGCUUUUGUCAUUUGUAUUUUAUUUUGCAGGAGAGGAGUUGGGGAAUCUCAGAUCACAUGGGGGAUUUUAGAAGUAUAUCACUCAACAAUCAUUUUAUAAAGUCUAACUUCAAAAUGCACUAUGAUUUAUUACAAAAAUAUAUUUUCUUCUGUUUGCCGACAUGGUUGUUCCACUUUGUGAUAAGUUAAACUAAGCAGUUAAUUUGUUGCACUGCCUAGCUGCAUGAAUUCAUCCAGUGUACGUAUGUACCUGUGCAGCAUUACUUUGGGUUUUGUAUUUGAAUUUGCAGUAUUGAUUAUUAUUUUUGUAAUUUACUUUGCCUCUGUUAUUGGAAUUGUAGUAAACAUAAUUUAUACAUAUGAUUUUACAACUGUUUUGCAACUGAAAAGUCUUCUUUAAAUUGUAAAGUUUUAUUGAUGGAUACUCAUUAAAAUGGUAUAAGAAUUAUA
Numida meleagris (helmeted guineafowl) is the source of this 14251-nucleotide messenger RNA. RefSeq names its product single stranded DNA binding protein 2 (gene SSBP2). The transcript is spliced from 16 exons. The coding region runs from base 1 to 1101 and encodes 366 amino acids. Lineage: Eukaryota; Metazoa; Chordata; Aves; Galliformes; Numididae. Gene Ontology annotation, molecular function: single-stranded DNA binding; protein binding. Gene Ontology annotation, biological process: positive regulation of transcription by RNA polymerase II. The record is from RefSeq and is a predicted model, not a curated record. Gene Ontology annotation, cellular component: nucleus.